AUGGUGGCGAAGGUAGCCGGUGUCUGCCUCCUGGCCUUGUUGGCAUUCUGUUCGGCCUCAGUUCCAGGCAAAAGGACCCUAGUUUUAGUAGAUAACUGGUCACUGCGAGAAACGCAUUCUAUAUUCUUUAAAUCACUCAGAGAGUAUGGCUAUGAUUUGACAUUCAAGACAGCUGAUGAUGCCAGUUUGGCUUUGGUGAAAUAUGGCGAGUUUUUAUAUGACAGUCUGGUCUUAUUUUCACCCUCGGUUGAAGAGUUCGGCGGAUCUAUAGAUGUUGCAGCAAUCACUAGCUUUAUAGAUGGCGGAGGCAACGUUCUCAUUGCAGCUAGCUCCAACAUUGGCGACCCUGUUAGAGAGUUGGCUACUGAGUGUGGGGUGGAAUUUGAUGAGGAAGGCACUGCUGUCAUUGACCAUCUGAAUUAUGAUGUUGCAGAUGAGGGCAAGCACACACUGAUUGUAGCAGAUACUGAAAAUCUAUUGAAGGCCCCUUUGAUUGUAGGAGAUAAGAUUAACUCUCCCCUACUCUUCAGAGGUGUGGGAAUGGUGAGUGACCCAGAAAACCCCCUAGUGCUGAACGUCCUCCAUGCCUCUUCCACCGCCUACUCUUACAAGCCAGACGAGAAAAUUGAUGAGUUCCCGUUGGCUGUUGGGAGCAGCACACUACUCAUCGCCGCCCUGCAGGCCCGCAACAAUGCUCGUGUGGUGUUUGUUGGCUCUCUUGAUUUCUUUAGUGACCAGUUUUUCCAGGCCAGUGUUCAGAAGGCCAAUGGAGGCAAGAAGUUUGACCAGUCAGGCAACCAAGUUCUUGCUCUCAAUCUGGCUCGCUGGGCAUUCAAGGAUAAGGGUGUGCUGAGAGUGGGCAAGGUCUCCCACCACCUGGAGAAAGAGAGGGACACACCCCAAGCUUACACGGUCAUGCAGCAAGUGGAGUAUUCCAUCGUUAUUGAAGAGCUCAUCGAUGGCCAGUGGAAACCUUUUAAAGCCGAUGAUGUCCAGCUGGAGUUUGUCCGAAUUGAUCCCUUUGUCCGCACCACCUUGAAGCCCAAAGCAGAUGGAACAUUCACGGCCAACUUUAAGCUGCCUGAUGUGUAUGGUGUGUACCAGUUCAAGGUUGACUACAACAGGAUUGGCUACACACAUCUCUACAGUGCAACACAGGUGUCUGUACGGCCGCUGGAGCACACCCAGUAUGAACGUUUUAUUUUAUCAGCGUACCCCUACUACGCUAGUGCCUUUUCCAUGAUGGCCGGUGUCUUUAUUCUCAGUCUGGUGUUCCUGCACUACAAGGAGGAUGUCAAGGACAAGAAAGAGUGA
This is a messenger RNA of Candidula unifasciata, 1314 nucleotides long. The record is from the annotation of a GenBank genome assembly. NCBI's taxonomy places the organism in Eukaryota, Metazoa, Mollusca, Gastropoda, Stylommatophora, Geomitridae.